Phytophthora infestans T30-4 is the source of this 882-nucleotide messenger RNA. RefSeq lists its product as uncharacterized. The record is from RefSeq and is a predicted model, not a curated record. The coding region runs from base 1 to 882 and encodes 293 amino acids. NCBI's taxonomy places the organism in Eukaryota, Oomycota, Peronosporomycetes, Peronosporales, Peronosporaceae. The transcript is spliced from 2 exons.
AUGGAGAAGCCUCGCGUGAACCGCCAGGCAACAGCGCGAGCUCCCGGGCUCACCUCGUCAAAAUCCCCAUUUGACCAGUUGUUACUGCUAGGCCCCUCUCUGUCUAACGUACUGACCUUCGUAAACCCUCCGCAGCCUCGACGACUGCUUGAGACGCAGCAGGAGGCUGGGGAGGCCUCAAGCGGAGGAGACUGGACUGCUCAAGGUAAUCAGUCGCAUCACGGCAGCAGCAGCUCGUUGCAUGACGUCAAGCCGUCCGCCAAGUUUGACCUGCGACUAUCAAGAUCCGCCAUUCUGGGCAAACUGGUAGAUCUGUCCAUCGACAAUGCACGCAAGACACAGGAAUACUUCGCCAAGCUGUUGAGCAAGAUCCAAUGCGAGGCUACGGGGCUCGUGCUACUGCACGACGCGACUGUCGUUAUCUUCCUUGAAACAACAGCCGAGCAGUUUGUAAUUAUUCUCAAGCAACUUGAGCAACAACGUUUCAUCGACGCUAACUCCUUAAAGAUCCUGGCCAACUGCGACGACAAUGGCGCUCGCAUUCUGCAAGGACUGUACUUUAAGAAGAUCGUCCUCAGCCGCAGUGACGCUGCUGACUGGACAGGGGAUACAGCACCGCAAUGCAUCGUCGAGACUUUUCUCAAUCUGAUCAAAUUCGUCAAGAAGAUCGGGCCGAUGCCGCCUGGGGAGAUCCGCAAGUGUCUGAACAAUCUCUCGAAUACUGACCAGACUUUCCUCCCGUCCAACGACCUCGUGCUAUGGCUACUUGGGCGAGAAGAGCUCAUGACAAUUGACGAGCAUCUAGACUUUAUCGACAGCCAUGAAACGGUCGAGCUCGAGUCCGAGCGCGUGUGGCCCGUGCACCCUCUUAUCCACUACUGA